AACAAAUAAAUCUAAUUUAUUUAUUAGAUUUGCCGCCGUACACAAACCCCAAUUAUAUCGAUCCAUCGCAUCACAUUCACUCCCAAAAAAAAAAAAAAAAAACCACUUCACUCUCAUUUCACAUUUUCAUUUUCAUCCACAAAAUCAAACACCACCACUUUCCAAUUUCAAUUUCAAUUUCAUCACAUCAUCAUAAAAUGGCUUCAACUAGUAAAACACCACCAGAAACAAAUACAAAUGCAGCAAAUGCAACAACCACAAAAGACGAAAUCAACAACAAUAACAAACUCAAAUCAUUAUCAAUGAAAAAAGCCAUAGCUCAAUACACCGAAGACGCAAGACUUCACGCUGUUUUUGAACAAUCCGGAGAUUCUUUCGACUACACUGAAUCGAUUCGUGUAACUGCCGCUGCAACUGAAUCUGUUCCUGAACAACAAAUAACUGCUUAUUUAGCUAGAAUUCAACGUGGCGGUUUUAUUCAACCUUUUGGUUCAAUGAUCGCAGUUGAUGAACCUUCUUUUCGUGUUCUUGCUUAUUCUGAAAACGCACGUGAUAUGCUUGGUAUUGCUCCUCAAUCUGUUCCUUCUUUAGAAGAUCAAGAUUCUUUUACUUCUUCUUUUUGUUUAGGUAUUGAUGUUCGUUCACUUUUUACUAAUUCGAGUUCGAUUUUGCUUGAGAAAGCUUUCGCGGCUCGUGAAAUUAGUUUGAUGAAUCCUAUUUGGAUUCAUUCUAGAUCUACUGGUAAGCCUUAUUAUGGAAUUUUACAUCGGAUUGAUGUUGGUGUUGUUAUUGAUUUGGAGCCUGCUAGAUCUGAGGAUCCAGCACUUUCGAUUGCUGGUGCUGUUCAGUCUCAGAAGCUAGCUGUUAGAGCGAUUUCGCAGCUUCAAUCGCUUCCUGGUGGUGAUGUUAAGGUUUUAUGUGAUGCUGUUGUUGAGAGUGUUAGAGAAUUGACUGGUUAUGAUAGGGUUAUGGUUUAUAAGUUUCAUGAGGAUGAACAUGGGGAAGUUGUUGCUGAGAGUAAGAGGAUUGAUUUGGAGCCUUAUAUUGGUUUGCAUUAUCCUGCUACGGAUAUACCUCAGGCUUCGAGGUUUUUGUUUAAGCAGAAUAGGGUUAGGAUGAUUGUGGAUUGUAAUGCUUCUCCUGUUAGGGUUUUUCAGGAUGAGGCACUUGUUCAGCCUGUUUGUUUGGUUGGGAGUACUCUUCGUGCUCCUCACGGUUGUCAUGCUCAGUAUAUGGCGAAUAUGGGUUCUAUUGCUUCUUUGGUUAUGGCUGUUAUUAUUAAUGGGAAUGAUGAAGAGGGUGGUGGGAUUGGUGGUACUGGAAGAAGUUCGAUGAAACUUUGGGGUCUUGUUGUUUGUCAUCAUACUUCUGCUAGGUGUAUUCCUUUUCCUCUUAGGUAUGCUUGCGAGUUUUUAAUGCAGGCUUUUGGGCUUCAAUUGAAUAUGGAACUUCAGUUAGCAGUGCAGUCGUUGGAGAAACGGGUUUUGAGGACACAGACUCUGUUGUGUGAUAUGUUACUUAGGGAUUCUCCUACUGGGAUUGUUACGCAGAGUCCUAGUAUUAUGGACUUGGUUAAGUGUGAUGGGGCUGCUUUGUUUUAUCAGGGAAACUACUAUCCGUUGGGUGUUACUCCUACGGAGUCUCAGAUAAGGGAUAUUAUAGAGUGGUUGUUGGCCUUCCAUGGUGAUUCAACGGGUUUGAGUACUGAUAGUUUGGCUGAUGCUGGCUAUCCUGGGGCUGCUUCUCUUGGGGAUGCAGUUUGUGGGAUGGCUGUUGCGUAUAUCACUGAAAAGGAUUUCCUUUUCUGGUUCAGAUCUCAUACGGCAAAAGAGAUUAAAUGGGGUGGUGCGAAGCAUCACCCAGAGGAUAAAGAUGAUGGUCAGAGAAUGCAUCCUCGGUCUUCCUUCAAGGCCUUUUUAGAAGUAGUCAAGAGCCGUAGUAUGCAGUGGGAGAAUGCAGAAAUGGAUGCAAUUCACUCCUUGCAGCUUAUUCUGCGAGACUCAUUUAAGGAAGCCGAGAAUAACGAUUCAAAGGCUGUUGUGCAUACUCAUAUGGCAGAACUAGAGUUGCAAGGGGUGGAUGAACUGAGUUCUGUGGCUAGGGAAAUGGUCAGGUUAAUAGAAACUGCCACUGCUCCCAUAUUUGCCGUUGAUGUCGAAGGCCGUAUCAAUGGGUGGAAUGCAAAGAUUUCUGAAUUGACGGGACUUCUGGUAGAGGACGCCAUGGGGAAGUCUUUGGUUCAUGAUCUUGUGUAUAAGGAGUCUCAAGAAUCUGUGGACAAGCUUCUUUCUCAUGCUUUAAAAGGUGAAGAAGAUAAGAAUGUUGAGAUAAAAAUGAAGACGUUUGGCCCAGGGAAUCAAAAUAAGGCAGUUUUUAUAGUGGUGAAUGCUUGCUCCAGCAAGGAUUAUACAAAUAGUAUAGUUGGAGUGUGCUUUGUUGGUCAAGAUGUUACCGGUCAAAAAGUUGUAAUGGACAAGUUCAUUAACAUACAAGGUGACUACAAGGCCAUUGUACAUAGUCCAAAUGCAUUGAUCCCUCCCAUUUUUGCAUCGGAUGAUAACACAUGUUGCUUAGAGUGGAACAAUGCUAUGGAAAAGCUCAGUGGUUGGAGCCGUGCAGAUGUUAUUGGCAAAUUGUUGGUGGGAGAGGUUUUUGGUAGUUUCUGUCAGUUGAAGGGUUCAGAUUCUAUGACAAAAUUCAUGAUUGUCUUGCACAAUGCACUUGGUGGACAAGACACGGACAAAUUCCCAUUUUCAUUUCUUGACCGACAUGGAAAGUAUGUUCAGACUUUCUUGACCGCAAAUAAAAGGGUUAACAUUGAUGGCCAGAUCAUUGGCUCUUUUUGCUUUUUACAAAUUGUGAGCCCUGAACUUCAACAGGCUCUGACAGUCCAGAGACAACAGGAUACUAGUAGCUUUGCUAGGAUGAAAGAGUUAGCUUAUAUUUGUCAAGAAGUAAAGAAUCCCUUGAGUGGCAUACGCUUUACAAACUCUCUUUUGGAGUCUACAUGCUUGACUGAUGAGCAAAAGCAGUUACUUGAGACUAGUGCUGCUUGCGAGAAGCAAAUGUUAAAGAUAAUACGGGACAUUGAUCUGGAAAGCGUCGAGGAUGGGUCCCUGGAGCUUGAGAAGCGGGAAUUCUUGCUCGAGAAUGUCAUAAAUGCAGUAGUUAGCCAAGUAAUGUUAUUGCUAAGAGAAAGAAAUUUACAGUUGAUUCGUGAUAUUCCUGAAGAAAUCAAGACAUUGGCUGUCUAUGGUGAUCAAUUGAGGAUUCAACAAGUUUUGGCUGAUUUCUUAAUGAAUGUGGUGCGCUAUGCACCAUCUCCAGAUGGUUGGGUAGAGAUUCAUGUGUUUCCAAGAAUAAAACAAAUUUCAGAUGGGCUCACUAUUCUGCAUGCUGAAUUUAGGAUGGUGUGUCCUGGUGAAGGUCUUCCGCCUGAAUUGAUUCAAGACAUGUUCCAUAACAGUCGGUGGGUGACUCAAGAAGGCUUAGGGCUGAGCAUGAGCAGGAAGAUAAUAAAAUUAAUGAAUGGUGAAGUCCAAUAUGUCAGGGAGGCAGAACGGUGCUACUUUUUGGUUUUUCUUGAACUACCUGUGACGCGGAGAAGCCUUAAAAAUGUUAAUUAGGUAUUUUAACUGUAAAAUUAAAGCCUGAGCCCUAUCACUCAUGUUGACCAUUAGAUAGUUUGUUGUCGUAUAUUCAGCUCGUGAUCACCUAACAAGCCAACUUAGGGUACAAGCAUUUGAAGCUGAUUCGGCCACUUAUCCCAAUUACAUGAAAUUCUACUAUCAAAUUAGAUUGUUAUUUUGCACCCUGACAAAACUUGUUCAGUACUACAUGAGGAGCUGUUGGUUUGUAGCUAAAUGUAACCUGAAAUUUUACUGAUAAUGUAAUGGCAGAGACGGCCGAUAUAUGUGCAUCUUCAUGGCCAAGUGGGUGUCCAGCGACAAGUUUCAAGAAAAUGCUUACAAUAUUAGAAGCUGCAAUGGACUCCACUCCAUGGUUGGAUUGAACUGCAUCCGUCUCCUGCUUUAUCCUCUUUACUGAAAGUAACUGCUUAUAUCAUAUUUUCACAAGUUCGCAAAUAAUUGUAAAAUGUCUGUAACAAAGGUGUGUUCCCUGCCUAAUUUAUUUCGCCAUCGUUGUACA
Trifolium pratense (red clover) is the source of this 4149-nucleotide messenger RNA. RefSeq names its product phytochrome B-2. The record is from RefSeq and is a predicted model, not a curated record. Gene Ontology annotation, biological process: detection of visible light; red, far-red light phototransduction; regulation of DNA-templated transcription. The transcript is spliced from 4 exons. NCBI's taxonomy places the organism in Eukaryota, Viridiplantae, Streptophyta, Magnoliopsida, Fabales, Fabaceae. Bases 198 to 3626 code for a protein of 1142 amino acids. Gene Ontology annotation, molecular function: protein homodimerization activity; phosphorelay sensor kinase activity; photoreceptor activity.